Messenger RNA from Trypanosoma conorhini, 1440 nucleotides. RefSeq names its product putative histidyl-tRNA synthetase. The transcript has a single exon. Gene Ontology annotation, molecular function: ATP binding; histidine-tRNA ligase activity. Gene Ontology annotation, cellular component: cytoplasm. Gene Ontology annotation, biological process: histidyl-tRNA aminoacylation. The record is from RefSeq and is a predicted model, not a curated record. The coding region runs from base 1 to 1440 and encodes 479 amino acids. NCBI's taxonomy places the organism in Eukaryota, Euglenozoa, Kinetoplastea, Trypanosomatida, Trypanosomatidae.
AUGUCGAAGGGCGCGGACAGCGGCGCCGUCCUCGCGGAGAUCGCGCAGCUCAGGCGGCUCCUUGCGGAGAAGGAGGCGCUGGUCGCCGCCACCGCCGACGCGGGCGCCGUCGCCAAGCGGGCCAAGAAGAAGAGUCAGCAGGCGAUGGUGGAGACGGAGCCUGUGCAGGGUUGCCGCGACUUCCCCCCCGAGGCGAUGCGGAGGCGCAACCACCUGUUUGACGUCUUCCACGCCACCGCGAGGAGGUUCGGCUUUGAGGAGUACGACGCACCGGUGCUGGAGUCCGAGGAGCUGUACAUCCGCAAGGCCGGCGAGGAGAUCACCGAGCAAAUGUUCAACUUCGUUACGAAAGGCGGGCACCGGGUGACGCUGCGGCCCGAGAUGACGCCGUCGCUGGCUCGUCUGCUGCUCGCGAAGGGGCGCUCGCUGCUGCUGCCGGCGAAGUGGUACUCCAUCCCACAGUGUUGGCGCUACGAGGCCAUCACGCGUGGCCGCCGUCGCGAGCACUACCAGUGGAACAUGGACAUCGUUGGGGUGAAGUCGGUGGCGGCGGAGGUGGAGUUGGUGUCCGCGGCGUGUUCCGCGAUGCAGAGCUUCGGCCUCUCCUCCAAGGAGGUUGGCAUCAAGGUGAACUCCCGCAGGGUGCUGCAGACCGUGUUGGAGCAGGCUGGCGUGGCAGCGGACAAGUUCGCCCCGGUGUGCGUUAUCGUGGACAAGAUGGAGAAAAUUCCCCGGGAGGAGGCGGAGGCGCAGCUGGUUGAGCUUGGGCUUCAGCCCACCGUGGUGGACGCCAUCACCACGACGCUGAGCCUCAAGUCCGUGGACGAGAUUGCGCAGCGCAUUGGCGUGGAACACGAGGCUGUGAGGGAGCUGAGGGAGUUUUUUGAGCAAAUGGAGGCCUACGGCUACGGGGACUGGGUGCGCUUUGACGCGAGCGUGGUGCGUGGGCUGGCCUACUACACAGGCAUCGUCUUUGAGGGCUUUGACCAGGAGGGGAAGUUCCGCGCCCUCUGCGGCGGCGGCCGGUACGACGGCCUGCUGACAACCUACGGCAGCCCCACCCCGGUCCCGUGCGCCGGCUUUGGCUUCGGCGACUGCGUGAUUGCGGAGCUGCUGCAGGAAAAGCAGUUGCUGCCGGAGGCUCCACACGUCGUGGACGAUGUUGUUAUCCCGUUUGACGAGUCCAUGCGGCCGCACGCGCUUGCGGUGCUGCGCCGGCUGCGCGACGCCGGCCGCAGCGCCGACAUCAUCCUCGACAAGAAGAAGUUGGUGCAGGCCUUCAACUACGCCGACCGCGUCGGGGCGGUGCGGGCGGUGCUCGUGGCGCCCGAAGAGUGGGCACGCGGGGAGGUGCAGGUGAAGAUGCUGCGCGAGGGGGCGGGGAAGGGGGAGGGCACCACGGAGCGCGGCGCCCCCGUCCCCCUGCACAGCCUCGUCUGA